AUGAGUGAUUCUGCAUGUUUCGAAUCUUGUCCGAAUGAAAUUUUUCAUGAAAUCUUCGAUUAUUUUUCACUCCAUGGCCUCUACUAUUCUUUUCACGGACUCAACCAACGUAUAAACCAUUCACUACAAUCAAUCAAUCGUCGUGAACUUCGAUUACGAUCAACUGAUGACGAACCAGAACUACGGCUGGCUCGCUUCUUUUCACCAACCAUCAAUGUCCUAACCAUUUAUGACGAUUUCGCUAUAAAUUUAAACCAACACCCAAAAUUAGAUUCGCUAACAUAUGCCUAUGCAACUACCGAACAAAUUGAACAUUUCAUUCGGAUGAAGUCUCUACACCAACGUUUAAAAUACUUGAAUAUCACAUCUGACGAGUUAACUUUAUUCAUGAAAUAUCUUUUUUCCAAUAAAUUCUUAUCGCUUCGAUCGUGUACCAUACGCAAUAUCGAUUCAAUGACGAAAUCUCCAUGGCGGAUAUCACCGUCUUUAUCUUCAAUAAUUACAUGUGAUCAGAAGAAUCUCCUGCCAUGCAUACUUCAAUCUUGUCCAAAACUAGAACGUCUUUCAAUAGCUAUUCAUCGCUAUUCGACGACUGAUUCAACCUUAUUCGUUUCCAGUCAAUGUCUGACUCAUCUUUCUAUUGAAAUUAUUCAACCAGCAUGGACAACCAUAGCCAUCAAACGCCUAUGUUCAUCCAUUCACUUACCAAAUCUGACUUUCUUCCGUAUUUGUUCUCACGAGUCAUCUGCCAAUCACUUCGAUUUCGCUCAAUUGAUUCCAGUUUUUCAAAAUAAAUUGCCUCGAUUGCAACAGUUUCAAUGCGAUAUUCUUUUCGCGAAAGAGGCCCAAAUAGCGGACAUAAAAUCCAUACGAAAUCUACAUCCGUCGUUAUUUAAACUUCUCGAACUCGAUUGUCAAAUCGAUGGUGUUCGAAGGAUCUAUACGAAUUGUGAAAGUGAGUCAUUAAUCGAAUAA
This is a messenger RNA of Adineta ricciae, 975 nucleotides long. NCBI's taxonomy places the organism in Eukaryota, Metazoa, Rotifera, Eurotatoria, Adinetida, Adinetidae. The record is from the annotation of a GenBank genome assembly.